Messenger RNA from Trichomycterus rosablanca, 1925 nucleotides. RefSeq lists its product as uncharacterized. The transcript is spliced from 5 exons. The coding region runs from base 142 to 495 and encodes 117 amino acids. Gene Ontology annotation, molecular function: GABA receptor binding; ubiquitin protein ligase binding. Gene Ontology annotation, cellular component: autophagosome; autophagosome membrane; cytosol. The record is from RefSeq and is a predicted model, not a curated record. Gene Ontology annotation, biological process: autophagy of mitochondrion; cellular response to nitrogen starvation; macroautophagy. Lineage: Eukaryota; Metazoa; Chordata; Actinopteri; Siluriformes; Trichomycteridae.
ACACGGAGGCGGUCCGAUGUCUGUUGUUGUUAUUUAGCACAAGUCGACUCGACAUCUUAAAAAGAGCAAACCUUAAUGAAAGUGUGUUUAUAAUUGUGGGAUUCGACACAGGGAGGAUAUUGGCUGACUCUUGAGUUAAAGAUGAGUAGCCAGUACCAGCGCAGUGUUCCUUUUGAGGUCAGAAGAUCCGAGGGGGAGAGAGUUCGUGCUAAACAUCCAGACAAAAUUCCGAUUAUUGUAGAAAGAGCUUCUCGGUCACGAGCCCCUGAACUUGACAAAAAGAAAUACCUUGUUCCCUCGGACCUCACAGUUGGUCAGCUGUGCUUCCUAAUUAGGCAGCGAGUUUCCAUGAGGCCAGAAGAAGCGCUCUUCUUUUUUGUCAACAAUUCCCUUCCUCCUUCAAGUUCCCCUCUUUCAGUUGUGUACGAGGAACAUCAUGAAGAGGACCUGUUCCUGUAUAUGACUUACAGCAAUGAAAGUGUGUAUGGUGCCUAAGAGGACACAAAAGGAUUGUUAUGGGAGGAAAAGGACGAGACAGAAGAAGGGAGGAGGCGAUGAUUAGUCUAUGUUGAUUUAGGCUAAGCUUGGUGUGGCAUUGAAUUUCAACUCAUUUUGGGGCCAUUAUGGGCUUUGACUAUACCUGCAACAGUAUGGCUUUGUAUCAUGGCAUGACUAAUGGAGUGUAAAGGCUGAUUUAGACUUCUGCUUAGAUUUUUUUGUCAAGACACAAAGGUUUAUGAGUGAUCAUAGCUGGCAAAGCUGGUGUGCAAAAUGCUGUGCUAUGCAUCCAGCCCAUCAAACAUUGAUGGAUCAAAUAUUGGAAUUGGAACGUGACCCAAGUAGUUUUUGACCCUGACCAGAAUUAGCACAGAAGUGGACCAGUUCAAAGGCCAUCGGUUCAUCGAUUAAUUCGUUUUGCCUCACAUGAUUUGUCGUAGUUGGUCCAGUGCCAUCCAAAAAGUGGGCACAAGGCAGGAAUAAAUCUGAGACAGGGCUCCAACCUGUCACAAGCCAUCACUCUCCAACCUAUUCGCUUACUUACAUGAAAAGGCAAUUUGAAUUAACAAGUCCUCCUUCUGCUUGUUUUUGAAAGGUGGAAGGAAUUUAAAGAAAACCCAUGUGAAAGUUUUCUCAGGCAGUGACUGGGGGAAAGACACAAACCCAGCUCCCCAAGACUCUGCUGUGUGAAAUCAACUCUAACAAUGUGCAACAAACAAAUGUGCAAUUUUUUAAACAAGGUUUUUAUGAGCCGUCUCUGUAUCAAACAUGCCAGCAUGCUAAACUAUACUGCUAUACUAUGCUAACUAUACAUGCUAAACUAUAAAACUGAGAGUUUUAGUUAUGUUUCCAAUGACUUAGAAAAAGCAUCAGAUAGAUCAGUAUUAUUAACAAAAGAUGGAAUUAAUUCAUAUUUGCAUUAUCUGAUCAUUGUAGUUACAAGACUAAUGAGGCAACUUACAAAGCUCAACAUAAAAAUUAAAACUGAUAUUGAUUAACACUAAGUAACGGUAAAAGAUUACUAAACCAGAUUAGUGUAUAUAAGAACGUGUGCAGAACAUGAACAGUGUUUAAAAACAGCCCUGCACUACAGGCCAACACUACCUAUCAGCAUACAUUACAUUAGUGAUUGUAGUUAAUGGGCUGCACAUUAAAGACCUGUAGUAUUACUUCUGUACCUUGUUGUGUGGUACAUGUGACCAGCUCCUUAAUAGACCCUGUUGCAUUUUGGCUUGCUUUUACUUGUUCUCAGAUACACAAAUGCAGAAGUAUAAAUCGACCCCAAGAAAGUGAGACAUUUUAAAAGAUUGGAGGAUUUAAGAAACUGAUGUAGUACAAAGUUUCAAUGACUUUCUUCCAGGAGUGACUCUGUAUUUAAUGCAAAUACUAUUUUUUGUAAAGUUAUAUAAUAAAUUUUGUUCAAAUGG